AUGGAAGAAAUGAAAAAUAGAGGAAAGAACAGAGAGGAACGACACAAGGAAAGAUGGGAUGUAUUCCAACUCAACCCAAUUGGGGCUGAGAAGGAACAGAAGAGAAGAUGCUUUGAAUUUGCCCAAUAUCUGGUGGCUAUUUUCGUGGGUAUCGCUGUCCUAACCAGUGCCGUUGUUGCUAAGGGCUGUCUUUUGGUGCUGUCAACGUUGUCCAGUCCAAAAUCCCUGCGUUCCCCAAAAGAAAAGCAGUUCUACAUGCUGAUGUUGGUGUUCUGUCUUGUUUGCCCCAACUUCCUGGUGUUCAUAAAAUCAUUGUGGAGGUGUGCUUUCAAGAGCUUUGUAAAGCCCAAUAUGAGGACCAUGGCAUUUAUUUGUGUCAUUGAGUGCUUGGUGUCACUUGGCACCUCAAUCUUGGUACUUGUAGUGAUGCCUCAGUUUGACAUUCUGACAAAUCUGUUCAUCAGUGGAGGUGUCUGUAUCAUGUCUGCACUUCUUCAAAUCAUUUUUCGACUACAGACAGAAAGUUGGAAAAUUAUAUUUCCAAUCUGCUCCCUCGUUCUAACUUGUGCUGGAUACUGCCUGCUAGGAAUUGACUACUAUGUCCGUGUAACGACAUUAGUGGAUAGACAAACUACAGACUGCUAUGCCUAUGUUGGACUUGGAAUUUUCGCAUCACUUCUUGUGUCUCUGUGUUGGUGGGAGAAUCCAAUGCAAGCUGCGAAUCGUGCUCAGGAAACAUUAUCAGAACUGGAUGGUUUCCGUGACUUUGUUUUUGUCAUCACCAGCCUUCUGAGGAUAAUUGUCAUCGGGGCGGUAUACCUCUUGCAUCAUGUCGUAAUUGAAGAGUCUGUCGUCUGGUCUAACUUCAAUUUAAAGAAUGAAGAUUGGGAAUUGUUAAGAGUAGGUCUGGGACUGUUUUUCUUACAGGCCUUCUGCUCAGCAGCAUGCCACUGGUUUGGAGUGGUGGCCUGUAAGAUUCAUGCCAUCAGGAUGAGUUUUGCCUUGCCCUUAUGUUGCACAGGACCUUCGGUGCUUCUACUGGGAAUGAUACUUUUCAUAUCACUAGCAGGACAACUGGAUGGAGAUCAUCAUGAGAAAAUCACUGAGUUUUGUGAAAGCUUGUUCCAUUUGAGCCAAAAGAACACAACCCCGGUUAUUUUACUAGAAAUCACAAGGAGCAUCUGCCGGACAUCACUGAACAGCUAUUACAUGCCAUGGACUUUCGCUAUGCUGGGAUUUGAGGGAGUAUGUAUGUGGUCAGGAUUGAUCACAUGUACUUACUAUGUAUGGAAGACAAAGGUCCAGCGUAUAGAGAGAACCUCGCAACUCUUUGUUCGGCGUCUGUAUGAAUCCGCUUUCAUAGACUUGUCUUUGUUACUUAACACCAAGAUGAAGGUGUCUCGAGCUCUAAACAAGGAAAGUCAUGAUGACAUCCAGAACUGUGUGCUCUAUCUAUGUGCCACCAUGUGGCAUGAGACCUAUGAUGAAAUGCUUAAGAUUCUGACCUCCAUGUUCAGGUUGGAUCGUUACAGAGGUGAUCCAAAAGAGGAACAUAAGGAUGCUUUCGAUUUUGAGUGUCACAUUUAUGUUGAUGACGCAUUUAUGACUGAAAAAGACACAGGGAAGAGGCUGGUUAAUUCUUAUGUCAAUGACUUGACUCAGGUUGUCAUCGAGGUUUACAGGGUUUUUACCAACAAAGAGCCCGACGAUGUAUCCAUCGUGGAAACUCCGUAUGGUGGCCGACUUGUAUUUGUUAUGCCAGAAGGUAACAUGCUCUACGUUCACCUUAAAGACAAAACCCUCAUCAGGAACAAGAAAAGAUGGUCGCAGAUUAUGUAUAUGUAUUAUCUACUUGGCUGGAAGGGCUACAUUGCCAAAAAUCCUCAGAUCAGAAAUCAGAAUUACCUAGGCAGAGAGUCUUUAAUCUCUAUGGAUGGGGAAGCAUUUUUCAUGCCUCAGUUUGACAAUGACAACAAACGAAGAUUCAUCUUAGAUGACAACGUAUAUAUCCUGGCGUUGGACGGAGACACCGACUUCCAGCCUAAAGCUGUGAUUUUGCUCGUCGACAGGCUAAGAAUGUAUGAAAAUGUUGGUGCAGCCUGUGGAAGAAUCCAUCCUACUGGAAUGGGUCCUAUGGUGUGGUACCAGAAGUUUGAGUAUGCAGUGGGUCACUGGCUACAAAAGACAGCAGAACACGUGUUUGGGUCUGUGCUGUGCAGUCCAGGAUGUUUCAGUCUUUUCCGAGCAUCUGCCUUAAUGGAUGAUAACGUGCUGAAGAGAUACACAACGACUGCCACAAGAGCUUCGGAAUACGUACAAUAUGAUCAAGGGGAAGAUCGUUGGUUGUGUACUUUGCUGCUGCAGCAGGGGUGGCGUGUGGAAUACAACGCUGCAUCCGAUGCCUACACCAACUCACCGCAAGAGUUUAAAGAGUUUUAUAACCAGAGGAGACGAUGGGGGCCAUCCACACUGGCUAAUACACUGGAUCUCCUUCACAGUGGUGCAGAGACAGUGAAAAGAAACUCCUCCAUAUCCAGACUUUAUAUUGUCUACCAGAUGUUCACUGUUGGUUCCUCUAUUCUUGGACCAGCAUCUGUGACUCUUAUGGUGGCAGGUGCUUUCCAGUUUGUCUUCAAAAUUUCUGGUACACUUUCCAUCAUCAUUGCAAGCAUUCCCCCAGUCUUCUACAUUAUCGUUUGUUUUAUUGCCAAACCAAACAACCAGAUAACAAUCGCUGCCAUUAUGAGUGUUCUGUAUGCCUUCUUGAUGACGGCUUCCUUUUUUUCUAUCAUCGGUGAUAUGGUUAUUCAAGGCACAUUCCUGACUCCAACUGGUGUGUUCCUGGUUUCUAUGACAAUCAUGUACUUGGUGACUGCUAUCCUCCACCCAGAGGAGUUUGGAAUGAUCAUCUAUGGCUUGAUGUAUUUCAUCUGUAUUCCCAGUGGCUACCUUCUGCUCACCAUCUACUCAUUGGUUAACAUGCACAUCGUAUCCUGGGGCACAAGGGAAUCCAAUAAGGGAGGAACAGAGAUAAAGAAGAAUCAUAACGUGCUGUGUGACCGAAAUUGCAGACUCUGCUGCUGGGACAUGAAGUUGCAGAUAACUCAGGAAACAGAGAACCUGAUGAUUCAACAAAUCACAGGACAGACUGGACAACAAGCCUCCCCCCCUCCAAUCACAGCGCCGGAAACAAAUCAACACGCCGCGUCAAAUGUGGCGCUGCAAGCUUCGUCUGACACCAACAAAGCAGCUGAGGAAGGAGAAAAAAAAACUCUGACGAAUAAAGACACUAUGGAGAUGAAAUUCUUGGACACCAUGUCCAAAUACACAGAUGAUAGCGUGGAAAAACAGAGUAUAUCAACAAAUGCAUCUUAUGAUGAUGAUGAUGAUGAUGAGGAGGAUGAUGACAACGACAACAGGGACAAUGCUGACCUUCCUUUGAGCGAAUGGGUGAGUCCAGUCAAAGAAGAGUUCUUAAAGAAGUUGACCUUUGCCAACUUAAAGAGGAACUUAAAAGAACAAAUACGGUACUCCCUCCGCAGCAAGAAUUACGAUGACGUGUGUGAUGAGUUGAUAUUAAUGCUAACAGACAGGCUAAGUGCGCAACUAUAUGGAAUUGGGCCAGAAGAUGUUUUGACAGAUAUCCAACUGGAGGAACUACAACAGGAAUUGACAGAGCAGGCUCGACACACCCUCAAGACCAGUCGAAUGGAAAGAUUAGAGAGGAAAGUCAAGAGAGCCAUCGAGAAAACUCUGACUGCCCCUCAGGUGCAGAAACUAGAAGAGAACGAGCAUGACUUUUGGAGCAAGUUGAUCGAUCGCUACUUGAAGCCUAUUGUAGACACUAAAGCGCAUCUUGAAGAAGUCACCAGAGAGCUCAAAUCACUGCGUAACAAGGCAGUGUUCCUCUAUUUCAUCCUCAACGUGUUGUGGGUGGUCGCGACCUUUUUCCUGCAAGCCAUUGGAACUGAUGUUCUAAGCAUCAAGAUCCCUAAAUACUAUUCAAAUGGAACAUUAUCUGAAGACUUCCUCGAGGUGGAGCCCCUCAGUUUGAUGUUCCUGUUAUCUUUUGCGAUUCUUCUCCUUGUCCAGUUUCUUGCCAUGUUGUAUCACAGGGUCUACACUUUGAUCCACGUGGUGUCAUACCGCAGCACGGAGAAAGACUACAAAGUGAAAGAUGAUGAGGAAGAUGACGAUGGCUUGACUUUCGAGAACCAAAACACAACUGGACUUAGCUUCACAAGUGAUGACUUGUAG
Nerophis lumbriciformis (worm pipefish) is the source of this 4257-nucleotide messenger RNA. NCBI's taxonomy places the organism in Eukaryota, Metazoa, Chordata, Actinopteri, Syngnathiformes, Syngnathidae. The record is from RefSeq and is a predicted model, not a curated record.